AGCUGAAAGGACCUCCAAAAACCACCAUGGACUCCCUGCCCAUGAUAAGGUGCGAUCUGAUGUUAUUUUCUAUUUUGGCACGCAUCUUUUAAGAAAACUCGUUUCCAGGCAUGCUAGUAGUAGUAGUAGUGACCUCGCUUGUCUUGGGAAUGCAAGACAUGCAUGUGAUGAAUUAGGGACAAGUUUUGGCUUGUUAAUCCAGACUUUAACACCGACAAUGUUUGUUUAAUAAAAGAGAUAAAACAGUAAUUGACUACAAAUACCCAGCUUCUACUAAUUUUGACCAAGGAGGGUUCUAACUUCAAACUGAUCCAUGUAAUAAACAAGUAGUGCUCUUUCAAAAAAAAAGAUCUGGACUAGUGACAUUUGCAGUGUUGCCAAAGAAAAGCAAUUAUUCCUUUCAAAUCACGCAACCUACGCGGUUUCAAUGUGUUUUCUGUCAAAACCAUGAUUGAAGAGUGUUUUCAUUCAAAUAUUCAAGCGCUUGAACAAGCAUUUACGAGCGUUCCAACCAAUAAGUAGUUGACGUAUUCAAAAUGAAUGGGAUGGGACGUAGGAUUGGGAUGUUACAAAAUGCAUCAACGAACGUCCAUUUCAAGGCAAGAAGAACCAUUUUUGCCCCCUUUAAUCAAUUCAGUGACGAUGCUAACCUAACCACCACAUGGACACAAAGAAGAGUGCCAAGGAGGCAAGGAGAAGCCUCGAACAAGCUGUAAUUAAUGAAUUCAAUAGGAGCACAAGAAACCAUGAUUUUCCAUUUUCCAUGCCAACCAAAUCUUCCCGAGCCACACAUCUGGCUUUCAGGAUGAUUCAAAGCUCUUGAUGACUGUCCCGGAGGCGAUGGCCGAUGUGAUCAACGGCAAUCUGGAUCAUCACAAUACCAAACCAUUGGGAUACACGACAACACCCAACGGAAAAAUGGCCGUCAGUAAAAGCGACCGAAUUCAUUCCAGUUCAACUUCGCCUGGGUCUGCCUCAGGCCGAUCGUCCACCUCCAGUUUGCACACAGUGGGAACGAAUCAGAUGAAUGGCUCGAAUUCCUCACAACAGAGGAAGAAAGUGUCCAUUAACGAGCAUCCAGUCACCUUCGCAAGUUCCAAUCGGUCGCCCAGAGAACUCUCCGCCAAAUUGGCAGCCUCCACCAACAAUUUGACGAAUGCAAGUGUGCCUGCCAACAGUUUGGCCAAUUCCAACCAUCGUACAAGUCUUCUUCACAUUUCCGCUGAGAAACGGGCCCGAAAGGUCCGAUUCUUCAUCAACAAUGACAAGUUCUUCAAGGGCGCCACGAUCGCCGUCAGUUGCGAAAAGUUCCGGACGUUCGAUAAACUCCUGGAACACCUCACACGGAUCAUGUGCAACCAGGUGACAUUACCCAAUGGAGUCAGGUUCAUCUUUGCCUUGGAUGGCAAGGCUGUUCAGCAAGUGGAAGGCCUGCUGCAUGAAGAGAAUUACGUUUGCUCCAGUCUGGCCCAGUUCAAGAAGAUCGAUUACCUCAAGAUCGCUCAACAGGACGAUCACCAAUGGAAUAGGAUCAAACGGGAGGACUAUUACUUGGGCAAUGGCAAAUCAACCCAUAAUGCCCUGAAAAGAGAUGCCUACAAGCAGUCAGGCCAUUCCAAAAGUUUCGGUCUGACCAAGUCUGCGCAUCACGAAAGCUCCUCCACGGUCAGUGAGGUCAGGUUCCAGAUGAAGCCCAAGAUAAUUGCGGUCCUAAGAGGGGGAAUGAAACCUCGGCGAGCCUUUCGGGUCUUGCUCAAUCACAGAAACACCAAGUCGUUCGAGACUAUUUUGGGUGACCUGACAGCUCUCGUCAAACUUGACUCGGGAGCCGUCCGGAAGGUUUUUGCAUUGGAUGGAAAACCUGUCAUUGGUGUGGCUGACUUUGUUGAGCCUGAGGUGUUCAUCGUGUAUGGAUCGGACAAGUGUCAAAACGAGGAUUUCGAAUUGGACAUUGUCGAAUUUAGGAAUAUUCAAUCUAUCAUCAAGAGCCCCAAUUUGGAUGCCCAGUACGAGAAGUUCGCCUCGGCUUCGAGUCAGAAUGCUAGCCCGAAGACUUCUCGCAAGAAGUUCCUCUCCUCGAGACAUCCGGUGAAUCGGAGUGCGGGCAAGAGUCGGAAGUCCUCGAAAUCCCGGGAUUCGCCCCGAUCCAAUGGCGACAGUAGUCAGUACACCCUCGGGCACGCCUCCAGUGCGCAGCAGUAUCCCAAUGAGGUGGCCUCCAAGUACCUCGUGGGCGAUAUCAUCGGUGAUGGGAACUUUGCUGUGGUACGGAAGUGCAUGAGCAAGAAGACCAAGGUCGAGUAUGCCUUGAAGAUCAUCGAGAAGUCCAAAUGCCAGGGCAAAGAGCACAUGAUCGAGUCAGAAAUCGAGAUCCUCAACGCUGUCUCGCACUCGUAUAUCAUUCAAUUGAUUGAGGUCUUUGACACUCCGGAAGAGAAGUAUCUCGUGACCGAAUAUGUCAAAGGUGGCGAUCUAUUUGAUGCCAUUGCCAUGGAUACGAAAUAUUCUGAAGAGGUUUCCAGAGGGAUGGUUCGGGACUUGACCUCAGCUUUAAAGUACUUGCAUGACAAGAUGAUCGUUCAUCGCGAUAUCAAACCCGAGAAUCUCCUGGUGGUGGACUUGCCACAACAAGGCAUGAAAUCCCUCAAGCUCGGUGACUUUGGACUUGCUCAAGUGGUGACCGAGCCGCUUUUCACCGUCUGUGGCACGCCCACUUAUGUGGCUCCCGAGAUCCUGGCCGAAACUGGCUAUGGAGUCAAAGUAGAUGUCUGGGCCACGGGCGUGAUUAUGUACAUCCUUCUGGUUGGAUUUCCCCCAUUUUCAUCCAGGACCAACAACCAAGAGGAGCUUUUCGACCAGAUCCUCUCCGGAUUGUUCGAGUUCAACUCUCCGGAUUGGGAUGACAUCAGUUAUCGCGCCAAGGAACUUAUCUCGUGGAUGCUUCAAGUGGAUCCACUUCAACGUUAUUCCGCUUUUGAGAUUUUGGAGCAUCCCUGGACCAAGGGGGCUCAGAAAGAGGAAUGAUGAUAAUGAUGAUGAUGCCGUUGUUGCGGAACGAUACUGAUGAUGGUGUUGGAAGAUGCUGAGUGAUGACGCUUUCUUUCUCUUUCAUUACCGCGAUGCUGAUGCCUCCAAAUUCAUCAUGGUGCCUUUAGAUGCUAAUGAUACAGAUUAGCCUUGAUCAUGUUCGUUUUGGUCUCUCCUCUUCAUUAUCAUUAUUAUUAUUAUUAUUAUCUCUUUCUCUUCUCCUCGAUUGUAUUAUUUACUCAGGACAAUGAUUUCGCCUCUGUUACAUUCUUGUACCUCUUUUCUUCUGUGAAUUCAUAGAGAGAGAAAAGGAGAGUGAUUAUGUUGGGUCAAGUGAACCCACACACGCCCACACAAAUUUAAGCAACACACUUUAUAUACCAAUUAUUAUUCCCGCUCCACUUACAUCGCUACGAAGACUUCAAUAGAGGAAUCGUCACUUUUUUCGUUUUAGCAAAAGUGAUCGUUAAAUUUUCGAAAUACACUAUGAUUUAUGCUAGAGAA
Messenger RNA from Tigriopus californicus, 3531 nucleotides. Its product is annotated as serine/threonine-protein kinase DCLK1-like. Lineage: Eukaryota; Metazoa; Arthropoda; Copepoda; Harpacticoida; Harpacticidae. Gene Ontology annotation, molecular function: ATP binding; protein kinase activity. Bases 823 to 3024 code for a protein of 733 amino acids. The record is from RefSeq and is a predicted model, not a curated record. The transcript has 8 exons. Gene Ontology annotation, biological process: intracellular signal transduction; protein phosphorylation.